AUGGUGAGUGGGUGCCACGUAGAGUCGCUUACAACUACUCCAUAGUUCUGUUAUCUUUCUCUCCUCCUGCCGUAUUUUCUUUUUCAGACAAAUCAAUCCGGUGGUAGCAAAGCUUCACCAAGUUCCGGUCCGGCUGCUAGAGGCGGUGGCACAAGGCAGCGCAAAGUACGUUUUACUCUUCGUUCAGGAUUACUCUAUUUUCAUCAAAAAGUUUCGUCUAUUUAGAAUAUCAUGGUCGGCCUUCAGUUACCACUUCUUUAGCGUCCAAAACUAAUUAUACCUUGCCUGCUCUUUAGUUGCAACGGCCCCUAAGUAGCCGUCAAUGUCUGUGUAGUGCUCUUAAUGUAUCUUACGUGUUUUUUGACAUUUCGUCGUACGAAAUUAGCCAUAAGUCGUUCAGCACAUACCGAUUUUGGGUAGUAUCCAUUUAACAGUGAAAGAGGGACACGCAUCGAUCGUGUUACGAAUCUUGCUCGUCCCGAUGCGCCUUGGAGCUCCCUCACGAGUCCACCUAGCAGAAAAACAACGCUGCGUAAUAUAAACAGGGCUCGUGAAAACCCUAAGGCACAGUGGGACGAGUGAGUUCCGUAACAUGGUCGGUGCGCGCCUCUACUAUUGUAAAUAUACCCGAUCGCAACCGUCGGGACGGGCCUGUGGCUGAGUAGUUAGUGCCUUGAACUUCUAAUCGACAGAUCGCGGAUUCGAGCGUCGGGAGUUGCAUGCGUUGGAGUCGGACAUGAAUCAGUGAUGACGAUGAACAAUGCAGAAAUGAUUAUUCCACUUCCCUUUGUUCUUCCGGCAACGCAUUUCGCGCAAAAUCCUUUUGUAGGUCUUUUAUCCAGACUUAAUUGUCGCAAACCGUGGCAACUACAUGAAACCCAAUGGAUUACUGUUUCUGAAUCGAAUUCUACGUUAACGACCCCUCGAACUCGCACUUAAGUUCUUUGUCACCGUUAAGUGAGCGCGUACAGCCCGAUUUAGGUCCAAUCGCAUGUCCUUGUGUGCCCCUCAGUCGCGCAGCUAAUUGUUCUCGUAGCGCUUGACAAGCGGGUAGCAGCUCGGUAAGCCUGUUUUCUUUAUCAUCAGCCACGCCUCCUGUAGUUAACAUGCAUUCCAAUUGGCGGAAAGUCGUCAUGCCGUCGAAGGCUAACUAGUCGCAUGUAGAUGGAGAAUGGACGGACAAGCGUAGGGCCAGUCUCUUUGGUCAUUUAGAGGCACCGUUAAGUGACUUCGUCAAGAAACCAGGUGCUUAACCAUUGUUCAUUGGUCGUAGUCCCGUUUUGCGAAUUCUUUUGCAGUCUGUGUACUCGCAGGCCUCGGGAGGGAAGUGUGUCUCGUUUAUGAUGAAUGACCUUUAGCUUCCCAACUACAUUUUGUAGGUCUUUUGCAUGUUUCCAGAAUCUCGUGCUAACGUUUUAUCACACCCAUUAGAAACCUCUGUUCUUAAUGGUUGGACCAAGCUUUAUGAGCUCGGCCCUGUACUAUCAUUGUUGCCGACCUCUUGUAUUUUCUCGGUCAUACCGCAACACUUUUUGCGUGUUGGUUGUUGGCCGCCUCGCAGUGUACAGGUAGGAAAUUAGUCCUCGUGACUUAAAGUCCAAAUUUGCCGCCUCUACAUUUUAUUUUUCACUAAGCACAUCAACAUGAUUAUUUUUGUCUAGUCGACGGGCACAACAUCUCGCAGGCCACUGACCGUCUCAACUCCCAAAAGCCCAGUCUUCCUUUUCUACUCCGAGGAUUCUCCCGGCAUCAAAGUCGGCCCUGUUCCCGUCCUGGUUAUGAGUCUUUGCUUUAUUGUGUCUGUGUUUUUGCUCCAUUUUUGGGGCCGGUAUACCAAGAGCGCUUGA
Molecule: messenger RNA, 1847 nt
Organism: Spirometra erinaceieuropaei
Lineage: Eukaryota; Metazoa; Platyhelminthes; Cestoda; Diphyllobothriidea; Diphyllobothriidae
Source: the annotation of a GenBank genome assembly